Molecule: messenger RNA, 1527 nt
Organism: Myxozyma melibiosi
Lineage: Eukaryota; Fungi; Ascomycota; Lipomycetes; Lipomycetales; Lipomycetaceae
Exons: 1
Coding region: 126-1073 (315 amino acids)
Biological process (GO): iron-sulfur cluster assembly
Cellular component (GO): cytoplasm
Molecular function (GO): iron-sulfur cluster binding
Source: RefSeq, a predicted model, not a curated record
CACCUUCCCCAUCUCCGCUUCCUCACACACUCUGCUUCCUUCUUCUCGCUGCAUACUUGUCUCAUACUCAUAAAAGUCUUUGCGUUUAUCUUACUGGUUCAUUCGACAACUUCCCUCAUCUCAAAAUGCCUACCCUGCUCCUCACCCACCCCUCCCUGGCAUCAGACCCCCAGCGGGUAUCCCAGAUUACCGCUGAAAUGGUCCAGCCCGUGUCCCAUCAGAUGAUUGACCGUCUCGCCUCGGAGGCCGUCUCUCUCCCAAAGGCGCAUUACACCGGUAUCCGCGUCGCUCCGUCCGGCACAAAGCUACCGACUGCCGUGGUGGCACUCCUCGCAGAUGCGAUUAUACCUGGUGGCAAGGUCGAAGGCGUUUCUUCUUCCCAGAACAUGGACGCGAUCAUGAAUGGAUUUCUGGUGUCUGGUAGCGAUGAAAACUCCGUUUGGACCAAACCCGAGCCUCAGAAAGUCGUUCUGCUCAAGCGGAGAAGUCCCGCGGAGAAAACUGCAAAUGGAGCCGUCAGUCUCUUUAGCAGGCCAAACGCAUCACUAGCAUCCCACAAAACCCCCGACUCGUCCGUCUCAUCACCCGCUCUAUCUGCCGCUUCAACAACUUCGUCCUCUGCAUCCUCGAUCGCCUCUCCCAAGAGAGCUGCUGCCGAGCCAUGGACCGUCGACGUUGACGACGGAUUCUCAUUUAACGACGUGGACGACGACGACGACAUCAUCGACGAAGACGCGCUGCUAGACGGCGACCUCCCCGACACCAUCAAGAUCCCCACCGCCUGUCAACCAUCCGGCAAGCGACGCCGGAAAGCGUGCAAGGACUGCACUUGCGGCCUGAAAGAACUUGAGCUUCAAGAAGAGGAAAGACGGCGGCAGAACCAAGCCAAUGUUGUACAGCUUUCCUUCGACGACACUGCCGAGAUCGACUUCACUGUUCCCGGAAAGACUGGCUCAUGUGGAAACUGCUCUCUCGGUGACGCUUUUCGGUGCGAUGGAUGCCCCUACCUCGGACUUCCUCCGUUCAAGGAGGGUGAGAUGGUCAGCAUCGAUGCUCUUGGCAACGACUUUUGAUCGUCGCAACCUUCAUCUCCAUCCUUUCUUCCUUUAUCGUUUCCAUUCAUGUUGUCAUUGCCUAAACAUUAUCACGAGCAGGCUGGAAAAGUUUUAUUGUCUUGUGCACAUCCAUGUCACUUUUUCCUCAUUUCUUUCAUACGGUUUUUCUCAUUCGGCUACAGCGAGGCGGUGUACUUCAGUUCCAUCAUUGCUCUAAUUAUUUUUUGAUUUGCUUUUUGUAAUAUCUUGGAUACUCCGAAUUAUUAUAAUUUUUCUUUUCUUCUAUAACUGUUAAUAACGCUACGCUUCUUUUUGCACAGUAUUUCUGUUUGUCAACUUUAUUAGUUUUAUAUGAUCUGGGGUUAAUCGUUGUUGAGGUUGGAUUUUAGGGGCAGGUGCCUUUGUUUUUCUUAUUGUAUCAUUAAUGUAUAAAAACUUGAAAUACACAAUACAUCAAAGACGAAUUAAAGCU